Molecule: messenger RNA, 1444 nt
Organism: Pogonomyrmex barbatus (red harvester ant)
Lineage: Eukaryota; Metazoa; Arthropoda; Insecta; Hymenoptera; Formicidae
Gene: Polr2M
Product: RNA polymerase II subunit M
Biological process (GO): transcription elongation by RNA polymerase II
Cellular component (GO): nucleus
Molecular function (GO): transcription elongation factor activity
Source: RefSeq, a predicted model, not a curated record
GUAAUUACAAGAAAUAUUAAAUCUGUUCUUUUUAACUGAACUUUUUGCAUCAUUUAUCUGUUCUCAUUUUUUCUCCAAUAUGAAGAGAAGUUCAGCUAAAAAGAACAGACCUAUAUCUCAUUCUUCACUUGUCUUUACGCGUUCAUUCCACUCGAUGAGGUAAUAACGCAGCAUGACAGUUCGUUUGAAAUGCCUCUGAAGAUCGAUCUUUCUGAGAUCUGUGUUUCUUCGCGAUGACAUUGUUUGAAAUUAAACAAAUUUGACGAAAAAUGUUUUCAAAAAAUGUCAUUAGAAAAAUACCUGGUGACAUACCGCCUCCUCCGAAGAAAGAAAGUCAAGGCUACAUUGAUGAUUUAGGGAAGAAACAAAAGUUUCAAUUGGAAGAGCUUCUAGAGAGGCAGAAAAAAAUUCUUGCCAAUAAAAAGUUUAUUUCAAAGCUUCCUGACAAAGGAGAGAAAAUUAUAAGCUUUCAUGACAAGAUAUUGGAGGAACUCAAACUUAGGAAUGAAAUAGAGGAGGCAGCUAAUUUGCUAUCACGACUUAAUAUAGCAUCUGAAGGCAAAGCAGCUAUGAGCAAAUUAGAAUGGACAGGGAAAUAUAAUGAUAACGAAGAUACAACUAAAAUUGUUGAAUUAGACAGUGAUGACGAUGAGGAAGAUCCAUUGAAAAUAUUAGCUCAGCCUACAGGAACUGGUGUUCACAAAAAGAAGAUUAUACAUGUGACACAUGAAGAAAGCCUUAUCAAACCAGAGGACAUAGCAGAAAUUGAAUCUUUCAAAACAGAUCCCUUAGACAUAGAGCAUGUGAAAUAUAUCGUUGAUAAAGUAGAGAAAGCACAGGAAACAAAUAAAAAGAAAGAGCCUUUUAAGCCAUAUAAAACAACAAAAAGCAAUGUGCAUGAUCCAGCAAAAGAAAAAUUAAGAAAACUACAUAAGAAUUGGGAGGUCACAGCAGCUACACCGCCUCUUAUAGUUCAUGGUGCAGUCAAGAUUUUAACUUUGAACGAAUCUUUAAAGUUGCAGAAGGAACAAACUGAAAAGUUACAGGAAAUUCAAGCGAAACAUGCAGUGGAACGUCUAGCUAAUCAAAUAGGACUACACAGUGUUGGCCUUAUACCACAGAAUAUUGAUAAUUAUCGGUCACAUACAAACGAUUUAUCUUCCUCGUCUUCUUCAUCUGAUAAUGAAGAGGAACAUGAAGUUCAUGACGAGGAAGAUAAUGACAAAGGCGGGACAGUUGUAUUUACUGUGGAUUCUAUAGAAAACUAAGACUAUUAUAUUUUGUAUAUAUAUGACAAGAAAUGAUUAACUAUAAAAGUAUUUAUUUUCAUUUUAAAUAAAAUAAUUUUUAUUAUACAUAUGAUUCAUUACACACCUCAUUUUUUUGAGUUAUUGAUUCCAAUGUUCAAGUUUGUAAAUGAAACUAUAAAUUACGAUAAUUCAUG